AUGAUCAGUCUUACUAUUGGUGUCUUGGCCCUUCAAGGCGGCUUCUCAGAACAUAUUGAUCUCGUUCGCAAGGCCGCAGAGUCUAUUUCUUCUACAGAAAACAUCUCCAAGAACAAGAUCCAAUGCAUUGAAGUCCGCACAAAAGAGCAACUCGAACAAUGCAGCGCUCUCAUCAUUCCAGGUGGUGAGAGCACUACAAUCUCUUUCGUCGCUGCUCAAUCUGGUCUACUAGAGCCACUUAGAGAUUUCGUCAAAGUUCAAAAGAGACCUGUUUGGGGAACGUGUGCUGGUCUGAUUCUACUAUCAGAUGAAGCAAACGCUACCAAGAAAGGCGGCCAGGAACUCAUCGGUGGUCUCGCCGUCCGUGUUCACCGCAAUCACUUUGGUCGCCAAACAGAAAGCUUCGAAGCUGGCAUGAAUCUCCCCUUUCUGAACGACGAGAAACCUUACCCUGGUGUCUUUAUCCGCGCGCCCGUCGUGGAACAAGUGAUUGGAGCAUCCGAUGACCGACAACCAGUCGAGGUUCUCGCAAAACUGCCAGGCCGUGUUGACAAGAUGAAGUCUGGAGUCUCGCAAGCCAACACAAAGGAUGACUCCGGUGAUAUCGUCGCUGUUAGACAGGAGAAUGUACUGGGAACUAGUUUCCAUCCAGAGUUGACAAAGGAUGAGCGUAUACAUGUUUGGUGGCUAAAGGAGAUUCUUAACCAGCAAUAG
Fusarium pseudograminearum CS3096 is the source of this 714-nucleotide messenger RNA. RefSeq lists its product as uncharacterized. Bases 1 to 714 code for a protein of 237 amino acids. Gene Ontology annotation, biological process: pyridoxal 5'-phosphate biosynthetic process; pyridoxine metabolic process. Gene Ontology annotation, molecular function: glutaminase activity. The transcript is spliced from 2 exons. Lineage: Eukaryota; Fungi; Ascomycota; Sordariomycetes; Hypocreales; Nectriaceae. The record is from RefSeq and is a predicted model, not a curated record. Gene Ontology annotation, cellular component: glutaminase complex; cytosol.